Pieris macdunnoughi is the source of this 678-nucleotide messenger RNA. Lineage: Eukaryota; Metazoa; Arthropoda; Insecta; Lepidoptera; Pieridae. The record is from the annotation of a GenBank genome assembly.
AUGCCACGUGUGAAGAAAUGCCUCAUAUACAUCGGUGUGGCAGCUUUUCUUCACCAGUUUCCUCGUUUCUUCGAGAAGGAGUACGUUCCCCACUUCACUGUAUGGAGGGGGCAUAGAGAGGAAGUUUGCAGAGGAAAACUGGCGCCUUGGCUGUACAAAAUAUCUGUAGAUGGCUACUUCACGGCGUAUUUCACCUUUCGAGUACUCUUCGUCCAUUUGAUUCCCUGUACGUCCCUCGUCGUCCUUAAUGUGCUUCUAUUCAGAGCUAUGAGAACAGCUCAAGUCAAUAGACAGAAAUUAUUCAAAGAAAGUCGGAAAAACGAAUGCAAAAGACUUAGCGACUCCAACUGUACCACACUUAUGCUUAUCGUGGUUGUAACUGUAUUUCUUCUGGUUGAAAUUCCUGUAGCUGUGGUCACAAUCCUUCACAUUAUAUCUAGCACCCUAGUCGAAAUUCUCGACUACGACAUAGCAAAUAAAUUAAUAUUGGUAACGAAUUUCUGUAUUAUUCUUUCUUAUCCGAUAAAUUUCGCCAUUUAUUGCGGUAUGUCUCGACAAUUUAGAGAGACAUUUAAGGAAUUGUUCAUAAGAGGCGCUGUUACAAGCCGAAAUGGCGGUUCGAGUCGGUAUUCUCUUGUCAAUGGUCCUAGAACGUGUACAAACGAAACAGUACUCUAA